Aspergillus ibericus CBS 121593 is the source of this 3622-nucleotide messenger RNA. Its product is annotated as sodium/calcium exchanger protein. NCBI's taxonomy places the organism in Eukaryota, Fungi, Ascomycota, Eurotiomycetes, Eurotiales, Aspergillaceae. Gene Ontology annotation, cellular component: membrane. The record is from RefSeq and is a predicted model, not a curated record. The coding region runs from base 448 to 3441 and encodes 997 amino acids. The transcript is spliced from 2 exons. Gene Ontology annotation, biological process: monoatomic cation transport; intracellular calcium ion homeostasis; transmembrane transport. Gene Ontology annotation, molecular function: monoatomic cation transmembrane transporter activity.
CUAUUAUGCGGAUGUCUCCAUCAGCCAUCUACGCUACUCCCCAGAUCUGCGGCAAGUAACGCCCUCCCCUCAUGUCUGGAGGAAAGACAGGUUGAGGAAGAUGUGCUGCGCACCACCGCCUCCCCGAUUCGGCCGGCCCCCUCUGCUCUCGUUCUCCGCCUUUCUUCGGCCUGCUGACUGACAAUCAAGGCAGCUCUUAUCUAGUUACUACUGAGUUGGUCCCUACGGAGUCCAGGUACUCACUCCAUGGUCCAUACACUACCGACUGGCUGUGAAACCACCGUUUCUUUACCCCCCUUGCCUGCCCUUCCCUCUUGCUCCAAUUGCUUCCGCAUCCUUCCCUCCUCCUCCUCUGUCUCUUCUCUUGUUCUCUAUCCCUUCGGCUCUCUCGUCAUAGUGUGACUCUCCACGGAUCCGAUCGCCCAGGAUGCCGCAAUCCCAACCACCAUGUAUCCAUUACUGAUGCCCGAUCUUCGUCGCCGACUUUCGGCUUCCCAAAAACGUGUCUAUUCCGCCCGACCAUUCUGGGCAUGUCUGCUGGCUUUCUCCUGCCUGGCCGCUCUCAGCUGGGCUUCCGGACGUCUGGAUCAUGGUGCUACCGCUCCACUGGCUCGGCCAGCCGGGCAGGUCUCGGUUGAGUCGGUCAGCGGCGUCCAUGGUCUUCUUAGACGGGACAACGCUGUGGAGUGCCGUCUAGUCCGUCAAGCCAAAGAUCAAUGUGCCUUCGUCCUCUCGAAUUGCGCAGAUCACGAGGAUGGUCUCUUCUCGUAUCUCCAGUUCUACUACUGUACUGCCGCAAAUGUCAAACCAAUCGGAUUCAUUGUCAUCGUCCUGUGGUUAUCGCUACUCUUUAGCACCAUUGGAAUCGCUGCUAGUGAUUUUCUCUGUGUUGAUCUGAGCACCUUGGCCAGCGUUCUCGGUUUGAGCGAAAGCUUAACUGGGGUCACCUUUCUCGCGUUCGGGAAUGGGAGCCCGGAUGUAUUUUCUACCUUCGCCGCCAUGCGGUCCAACAGUGGUAGUCUGGCUAUCGGAGAGCUGCUCGGAGCGGCAAGUUUCAUAACAUCCGUCGUUGCUGGCUCGAUGGCGCUGGUCCGCCCAUUCAAGGUCGCCCGGAGAAGUUUUGUUCGUGACGUGGGAUAUUUCGUCUUAGCUGUCGCCUUUAGCAUGUUCCUAGUGGGGGAUGGCCGCCUCCAUGUCUGGGAGUCGGCCAUGAUGGUAGCCCUCUAUUGUUUCUACGUCGUGUUGGUGGUGACAUGGCAUUGGUAUUUGACUCGACAGCGUCGCGCAUACGAGCGGAAUAUAGCCGCCCGAUCUCACUUCCACAUUCCGGACAACCAGGAGCUUGAUCUUGAGGAAGAGGAAGACGACGACCCCGGGGUCGCAUCGGAGGCUACAAGUCUCCUUCGCGGCGAGGAUUUUGACGCUCUCGAGAGGUCCGGUAUGCCAGCUUGGCAGGAAGGGGAGGAAGACGACGAAACCCGCAAUCGGUAUCUCGCCGAAAUUCGCGACAACAUGCAUAUUUAUCGCCCUUCCACUCGCAGGCGCAAUACGUUGAACCCCAUCAGGCCCAGUCUCGUGGGCGCUCUAGAAUUCCAAUCGGUACUGUCCUCUCUCCAGAGGUCGAGGAAUUUCCAUCAUCAUCAUGAGCCAAUCGACCUCGCGAGGUGCUCCGAUGACGAACGGUCGCCUUCUCAUUCGCAACAGUCGGACAAUACCUCGGUCAUGUCCCAUCCGUGUGCCGGCCGUGCCUCUGCGGGUGACCGCUUAUCGCCCAAUCGAGCCAUCGGUUCUCUUCGCACUCGAGCGGUGUCUGCCAAUGCUGCCACGGAUCUGAUAUUAGAUACGAGCAUGUUCGCUCCCAACUUCCAACAGCCCCGCGUCACUGUUAGCCGACCCUCUGCCGACACUCAUACCUCGGGAACGACGGGCGCCUUGCCGUCUGACCAAGGCCCAGCACCAAACCUAUCGCCUCAACUGGCCCCGUCCCGAACAGCGAGUCCUCAGUCAAGCACGCGUCUCCAGAGCCCUAACCUGCUUGCGCCUCCGGAUGCUUUCCACUCUCCAACCUAUCAGGUGACAAGUUCGCGCCCUCGUUCCCCUCUUCCGCUAUCUCCCCGCGAGACAUCCCGCUCCCCUCGUCUUGCCGAGACCUUUCCAGAGAGCCCGAUCAGCCCAUUCCCGCUCUUUCAAGAUGCAGCAAGCCCUGCUUCCUCUAAGGCACCGAGCUUACGCCUCCCAGCCGCUUCCAGCCCCACGGAGCUGCUACAGAUUCAUGAUAGCGUCGUCGAUGGUGGAAGUAAUCGGACGGCAACGCCGACGUGGUGGCCAACUCUAGCGCUCACUUCUCAGCCGAUCCUCCCAACCCUAUUUCCGACAUUAGCUGGCUGGAAAUCGAAGUCAUUCUUGGAAAGGCUACUGGGAAUUGUUGCAGCCCCCAGUGUGCUACUCCUGACAAUCACUCUUCCUGUGGUUGAACCUGUGCCACUUGACACUGGUGCAAAUGCUGUCUCCGUCAUCGUGACUUCAGCAGACGGUGAACAUGCGCCAUCACCUGCGGUAAGACUGCCAGAGGAUAGCCCGCUUCUUCGUGCCCUCGAUCCCGAGUCCGUUAUACAAAGCCCAGUAGAGCAAAAUGGCAAGCCUCAACCGGGACCUAGACAUUCUCGUUUCGAUUCCGAGUUACCAGCCAUCCAAACAAACAUGGACUCCCCCUCGCCAUCUUCACGAGAAUGGUGCGUUUGGCUAAUCUGGACACAACUUUUUAUGGGCCCCUUCUUCGUGGCUUUGAUGUACUGGACGACUGUGGACUCUGAGUUGGAUGCCCGGAAUCUUCUAUUGCCCUCAAUGGCCUCCCUUCUCUUUUCCUUGAUGUCCAUCACUUGUCUGAUGAUCAGCACGCGACACGACCUAUCCUCGCAGCCUCCAAGUGCCUGGCGUCCGGUUUUGGCUUUCCUAGGCUUUAUUGUCGCGAUCUGCUGGAUAGCAACCAUUGCCACGGAGGUGGUCAACCUCCUCAAGACCCUGGGUGUCAUCUUGAACAUCAGCGACUCGCUUCUGGGCCUGACAGUGUUUGCCGUGGGAAACUCCUUGGGCGACCUGGUUGCGGAUAUUACAGUCGCACGCCUAGGUUAUCCUGUCAUGGCUCUGAGUGCCUGUUUCGGAGGACCCAUGCUCAAUAUUCUUCUCGGUAUUGGCCUGGGCGGGCUCUAUAUGACCGUGAACGCAAAACCAGAAGCAGUAGCCAGGACUGGCGGUUCGUACGAGAUCGAACUUUCCAAGGUCCUCGUUAUCAGCGGUGCUACGUUAUUGGUCACCUUGAUCGGCUUGUUAAUCGUGGUUCCCUUGAACAAUUGGAGAAUGGAUCAGAAGAUUGGUUGGGGCCUGGUCAUCCUUUGGGUCAUCAGCACGAUUGGCAAUGUCCUUGCCGAACUUCUGAUCUAAACCAAGGGCCUACUGCCUUUCGUUGCUCUGGAGUUCCGACGUGCUCUUACUUCAGUGUUGCCUGCGGGCGUUUUCCUACGUACCCUUCAGUCGCGUUAUACAUAUGUGUGCGUAUAAAUAUGUGUAUGUAAAUUAUGAUGUUUUGGAUUUACGAAUGAAGUGACCAUCUUACGAGACGAAA